Lactuca virosa is the source of this 718-nucleotide messenger RNA. Lineage: Eukaryota; Viridiplantae; Streptophyta; Magnoliopsida; Asterales; Asteraceae. The record is from the annotation of a GenBank genome assembly.
AAAGCAACUCUUGACUAUUGGUUUGAGUAAUCAUGUAUUCUCCUAAGCCUCCACAUCUCUCAGCCCCUCCCCAAGUAUAUGGUCAACCACCAUAUACCACCGGCGUUUCAGCAUCAGCUCAGACGUCCUGGUUAAGUGGACUGUGUGACUGUUGUGUUGAUAUCCCAAAUUGUUGCUUAACAUGUUGGUGCCCUUGUAUUAUUUUCGGACAAAUAGCUGAGAUUGUAGACAAAGGAACAACUUCUUGUGGCGUACAUGGUGUUCGGUAUGCACUGAUCAAUAUCUUAACGGGUUGUGGAUGCCUUUAUUCUUGUAUGUAUCGAACUAAGUUGAGGCGUCAACAAGGAUUGCCUGAAGUUCCAACCAACGAUUGUUGUGUUCACUUCUGUUGUGGGCCAUGCGCUUUGUGUCAAGAGUAUCGUGAGCUCCAAUGCCGUGGAUAUGACAUGUCUAUUGGAUGGAAAGAAGGUAUGAAUAGGCAGAUGCAUGGAGUUCAAAUUCCACCUGUGGCUAUUGGAGGAAUGAAUCGUUAAGUUUGUGGCCAAAACUUCAAGUGUACUUAAAGUUUUCAAUACUCAUAGAGCAAAAUAUACGUUUAUGGGCACAUUCGGUGAUGUUUAAACCAGUCAAGAAAAAAGUGUAUUCAAUUGGAGGUGCUAAAGAUCCCAAAAUUCAUGAUCUCUAUCUUUCGGAUUAAUAAAAAAAAGUUUGUUUUUUA